GCAACUCAUCCACAAACUAAGCGGUACAACUGUACAACACAUUCCCACUUGAGCCGUGGCGAGUGCAAGUCUGACUCGAUACUGAGCCACGACUAGUGCCCCUGCAGAUAUAUAAGACCCUGCUGUGCCAUCAUUGUGGACAUCUCAAAGGCCAUCCGAUUGAACGGUGACCAAGAUGCCACAAAUGAAAUCGUUGCGAAUUUUGCCUGACUUUCUGGACCAAGCGGCUCACAACGAGAUGGACCAGGAAAUCUGGAAAAUUCUGCAAAGGCGGUUUAGAGCCAAAGAUAAUGCUGAUGUGGUUGAACAGCUAUCCAGUGUAAAUGCGGACGAUCUGCGGGAUAAGCAAGAAACCUUUGGCGCUCUGCUGCAUGCAAUCCUCUUUCCUACGACCUACCGCAACAAUAAGAUUGAAAAUGAAUAUCUAAAUCUGACGUCUUGUGAAGAUGUAUUCUCGGGAGAUCAUGCCAAGGAUGUUCUGCAGCUGCUGCAGACCUGUGCUCAAAAAGGCACUUUUGCGGACAUCCGCAACUUCAGUCUAUUCAGAAGACCCGUUGCUACUGAGGAUGCCAACUUUGUGGAAGCUCAAGAGAAAGCAACGGUAUCGGCAUGGUCACGAACGUUCUAUGGCACGGCUCAUCAGUUACUCUACAAGAACAUCAAGAGCAUGAGCUCUUCUCGCAGGAAAGACCAAUUGUACUCCAACUACGUUUCUAUUGUCCAGAGCUCUGGGACCGGAAAAUCACGCACGGUCGACGAAAUGGCUCGCUUGGUGUUCACAUUUCCCUUCAAUCUCCGUGCAGAAGGCAACUCAGGCUAUGCAUAUCCUGCUGCAGAUUGCUUAGUCCGUGAUUUUCUGCUUGAAGAGGGUUCCAGGAAGAAGCCUGAUUCUAUAGUCGCUGCUUAUCUAAUUUUCUUCCGGUUCCUAUUUGAAAGGACUGCCGAAAGGUUGCAUACCCUUGGGAACUCUGCUGGAGGCCAGACGGCGAUUCCACAUCAACUAGCUGAAGAAUGGAGGGCGCACCUUGCAGAAGGUAAUACGAGAUCGGAAUUCUAUAACGAGGUGGUGCGUCUGGUGACUGAUUCCACAGAAUGGCCAUCGAUCACGAAAUUGAAACAGAACGAAGAUGACAUCAAGAUCAGUUCAUACGCUCAGCCUGCAAUCAUUGCAGGCAAAAGGCUCUCGGAUAUCAUUAACUCCUAUGCGCAUGAUAAGCUUCCCGACUCUCUACGUCUGGUCAUGUACUUCGACGAGGCCCACUCGCUGAUGCAACACAGCACUGAGGGAAUAAACUCUCAUCUCACUCGCUAUCAUGCUCUAUGCAAGGCUAUCAACCAACUAACUGACGUUCCUCUUUUCGUUGUGAUGUUGUCGACAACUUCGCAGCUUCACAACUUAUCUCCGGCGAAGAUGUUCCAUCCCUCAAUGCGAGUGCAGGGUGGAAAGCAGGAUGAUCUCCAAGCACCGAUCACUGAAAUGCCCUUUGACCUUCUCUGCGACAAUGAGCCUUUGGUUCCUCCGGAGGGAGUAACGCUAGAUGACGCAUGCGAGCUGAAGUUUAUCUGCCGAUUCGGUCGUCCACUCUGGAGAGCGUUCUUCAUGUCUGAAGAUACCGAUGUCCAACGUAUGCUGGUGGACACGGCGUCCUCGAAACUCACCGGAUACCGCCGUGGCCCUCAGACGGAUGAUGAGGAUAUUGGCCACGGCAAGCGCGCCCUUCUUGCAGCGUUGAGCACUCGACUGUUGCUGGAAUUCGAGCCUGCACGCGAGUUGGCCCGCAAAAUGGAGGUCGAACUAGUCGAAAGCAACCUUCGGAUCGCCUAUAGCGUUCCCAAGCAUCGUGAAUAUUUCCGGUCAGGUUAUCCGUCAGAACCCAUCCUGGCCGAGGCUGCUGCGCGCUUCUUAAAUGGAAGUAAAUUUUCAGUCCCUGAUAGCUUGACGUCUUUCGUCAAGAGCGGAUUGAUCAGUAAAGGCGAAAGAGGCGAACUCGUCAUGCGCUUGCUGCUGCUCGAAGCUUUCGACAAGGCAACAAGGAAGACGUUUGAAAACGUCAACGACCGGAAAAGCAUGACGUUCGACCAUCCCAUCCCAGUCAUCGACUUCCUCAAAGCGCUUUUCGGCGAGAAGAAUAUGAAAACGGUCUUGGACAAGGAUGCACGGAACCGCGCGAAUUGGAGAACGUUCGAGAAGGCGUUCGGAAAUGCGUAUGUUCACUUCACGCAUUUCGGAAAGUCGGAAAACGAGUCCGUCUCCAACCAAUUUGGCGCCUGGGCGGCCAUCAUGCGUGGAAUGGCUAUACAGUGCUCCACAAACCAGAGGAACAUCGACUGCAUCAUACCAAUAGUUUUCGGCCGCAAAGAGAAGAUCACGCCAGAUAGGAUGAGCGCAAUCCUCAUCCAAGUCAAGAACAGAGUAGACUCUCAGGUGCUGGCCAUAGACGAGAAGAAGUUAGACGGUGUAGAUGACUUCUUUCGGAAAGGCAACACAGGAUUGCCCGACAAUCGCCCUUACAUCACGAUUGCGAUGCACCUUGGCAUCCAGGACGCCGCGUACAAGGACGCACUGCCGAAAGCAAAGCUCCAUGAAUUGGAGGCCUCGUUUGAGUGUGUGGCGCCGACAGGCCAUAUGCUGACUCGUACGGCGUCUUCAAAGCGAAUGGAAACUCUGUAUGAUCCUAAAGAGGACUUGCAUCCCCGGGAAGGACUGAAAGGAGGGGAUGAGGAUCCCCCCCAUCCGCGAUACGAGAUCGUGGUCAAGAAGUGUAAUCCGGAAACAUUUGCAGCUAUGAUCGACGAUUACAAGAGGGCCUCUGAGGAGAAAGCGACGCACGAUUACGCGUACUUGUUGGCUGGCACGAGUGUCUACGACGAGCAUCCAAGACAGGACGAGGAAAAUCUCGCAGCUGUGCGCAAAUUGAAAUCGGGUUGGAGCAUUGGAGAUGACUACUAUGACUGGACCGGUAACGACUUCCUGUGCGGAGGAACGCCUGGACGCAGCCGAAACGAGUCAAAUGACUCGGAGGAUGCAGACCCAAUGCAAAUAGUCGGAGCCGAUUCACCUGAAGACAUCGUGAUGGGCAGUCAAAAUUCCGAUUGAAUGAGCGCAACGAGCUCAGUGAAUGAGAAUUUGUAGGCCGCCUUGGAGAAGACACACCAGUGUGCCAUGUUUGAGCUCCCCUCUAUCGAAUCAUGCCAAUUGCUAAUGUAUGCAUCUAUGUAAUGCUUGACGGGACAUUCUAUAUCUAAAUAAUUAGUGCUGCAGCGCGGCAGGAAUGUACAUACCAUUGCUCUCUUGGACAUCUAAUGAAACGCAC
Laetiporus sulphureus 93-53 is the source of this 3314-nucleotide messenger RNA. RefSeq lists its product as uncharacterized. The transcript has 8 exons. Bases 176 to 3097 code for a protein of 973 amino acids. The record is from RefSeq and is a predicted model, not a curated record. NCBI's taxonomy places the organism in Eukaryota, Fungi, Basidiomycota, Agaricomycetes, Polyporales, Laetiporaceae.